Molecule: messenger RNA, 4919 nt
Organism: Carassius carassius (crucian carp)
Lineage: Eukaryota; Metazoa; Chordata; Actinopteri; Cypriniformes; Cyprinidae
Product: neuroblast differentiation-associated protein AHNAK-like
Exons: 5
Coding region: 126-4325 (1399 amino acids)
Biological process (GO): regulation of RNA splicing
Cellular component (GO): nucleus; cytoplasm
Source: RefSeq, a predicted model, not a curated record
GUCAGAUCCACCUGGAGUUUAGAGGUGUUAACAUCAGCGACUGCAGAUAGACUCUCAUGAUCGACAUUGGGUUUCCUGGAAACCGGUAUUCAUGACAUGUCAGUUGCAUUUAAAGAAGUGAAGACAUGAUGAAUGGAGAAACAAAGAUUCAUGCCCUCUCAAACAGUAUAACUUUGGAGGACACAGAAAAAGGAGAGGUCGUUGUCACAGGAAUCACAAAUCCAGCGAUUAACCCGAAGGAAGAUGAUCAGCUUGUUGUUGCAACCAUUCAUCUGGACCACCUCAGUAAAGAUGAAGUGCUAAACCUGAUCAGAAUCCUCGAGCCCUACGACAAGAACCUUGAACUUAAGACAGCAAAGGAUCUGAAAGCAGAACUGUCUCGUGGUGAUCUCCGAUUAAACAGUGGACAGAUAAAUGCCCCUUGCUUUAAGGAUGGCAUCUCAACCCCAGCAGUAAAUGCCAAAAUGCCACAGACUGAGCUAAAGGAUGCCACACCUAACUUCAGCCACCCAACUUUUGGCAUGUCUGCACCAAAUCUCAAAGGAGCAGGUCUGGAUGGUACAUUAGAAGCAGCUGAUGUCAGUGUCUCUACCCCUACUCUUAACACCCCAGAUGUUUCUGUUAAUGUGGACAAGCCUGAACUGAAGACCAAAACAUCCAAGUUCAAAAUGCCCACCUUUAGUCUACAUGGUAAAAAACCAAGGAUUGACAGUGAUGUGAAUUUAACCGCCCCAGACAUAAAUGCUGACCUAAAAACCCCAAAUCUUAAUCUGUCAGCCCCAAAGAUUAAUGGAGAAACUGGCACCCCUGAAGAAGACAUGACUCUGGAUGGUACAUUAGAAGCACCUGAUGUCAGUGUCUCUACCCCUACUCUUAACACCCCAGAUUUUUCUGUUAAUGUGGACAAGCCUGAACUGAAGACCAAAACAUCCAAGUUCAAAAUGCCCACCUUUAGUCUACAUGGUAAAAAACCAAGGAUUGACAGUGAUGUGAAUUUAACCGCCCCAGACAUAAAUGCUGACCUAAAAAACCCCAAUCUUAAUUUGUCAGGCCCACAGAUUAAUGGAGAAAUUGGCACCCCUGAAGUAGACAUGACUUUGCCAAAAACUGAGCUCAGUGGUCCAAACCUGGACAUCGAAACACCAAAAGCUAACAUUGAAGCUCCCUCUGGCAAGAUUAAAUUUCCUAAAUUAAAGAAACCAAAAGCUUCAAAAGUGAAAGUACCAGAGGUGAGUGUUGGUGCAAAUAUUUCUGCUCCAAAAUUAAAUGCAGAUGUUAGUGCACCAAAUGUUGACACUGAUCUGCCAAGAGCCAAUCUUGAAGCUCCAGAUGUAGAUAUUAAAUCUCCUGAUGUCAAUAUAAAUGCUCCCUCUGGCAAAAAAAAAUGGGCAACAUUUAAGAAACCCACAUUUGGUCAGAAGGUUAAAGCACCAGAGGUUGGCUUAGAUGUCUCAACAUCUGAUUUAAGUCUCUCAGCACCAAAGAUAGAUGGGGAUAUCAGCAUCCCAAAUACAGAUGUCAAUUUACCAAGUGCUGAUGUUGAUGUAAAAGCACCUGAUGUUGACAUUAAUGCUCCGUCUGCAAAGCACAAGUUCCCCACUUUUAAAAUGCCAAAGCUAAACUUGCAUAAAUCAAAGCUGAAAACUCCAGAUCUAAAUGCAGGGGUACAAGCACCAGACUUGGACAUGUCAGCUCCUGGAGUAGAUAUUAAUCUGCCAAAAGCUGAACUAGAUGGACCGAAUAUAGAUGUCAAGACACCAGACCUCAACCUCUCUGCACCAGAUCUAGAUAUUAAAACUCCAGCUGUUAAUGUGAUGACACCAGAUAUUGAUAUAGAAACUCCAUCUGCAAAGUUAAAUAAGCCCCAUGUUAAACUGCCUAAAGUAAAUCUAUCUGGGCCAAAAAUGAAAGGUCCUGAUGUAGACCUCAAUGCACAGGCAGAUCUCCAUGGACCGAACCUAGAUGUGAAAGCUCUAGAUCUCAGUCUUUCAGCACCCAGAGUGGAUGGCAAAUUGAGUGCUCCACAUGUGGAUCUGAACUUGCCAGAUGCUAACGUCAAAAGUCCAAAUGUAGACCUCGAAGUCCCAGACAUUGACAUAAAUGCUCCUAAAGUAGACAUUGAUGCUCCCUCUGGCAAAGCCAAGCUACCUCACUUUAAGAUGCCUAAAUUUGGUCUUUCUGGACAUCGUGUUAAAACCCCAAAUCUAAAUGCACCUGAUGUAGAUGUGAAUAUCCCCUCAGCAGAACUCAAAGGACCUAAUGUAGAUGUUAAAGCACCCGAUCUUAGUGUUUCCACACCUAAAUUUGAAGGUGACAUUCCUUCUCCCUCUGUAGACAUUGGCCUGCCAAAGGCCAACUUGAAUGCUCCAACUGCAAACAUUGGGGGAAAUCUAAAGUCACCAAAUCUCAAUCUCUCCACCCCAGAUGUAGACAUAGACUUGCCAAAAGCAGAACUUGAAGGACCUGAUGCUACCCUUAAAGUCCCAAAUGUUGACAUUAAUGCGCCAUCUGGAAAAAUGAAGUUGCCACAUUUCAAUUUGCCAAAAAUGAAUUUCUCGGGGCCAGAAGUUAAAGGGCCUGAGCUGGAAGCUAACACAGAUCUAGAUCUCUCAGUUCCCAAACUCAAAGGAGAAUUAAAUGCCCCUAUUGUUGACCUAAAUCUUCCCAAAGCUGAGAUCAGUGCGCCUGAUGUAAAUGCAACUUUACCAAAAGCUGAGGUCAGCAUUCCCAAUCUAGAUAUCAAGACCCCAGACUUAGAGGCUCCGUCUGGAAAGUUGAAACAGAUUACAUUUAAGAAACCAAAAGUUGACCUUUCUGGUCCAAAAGUGAAGACACCUGAGAUUGACUUGAAUACAGAAGCUCCUGAUCUCAGCCUCUCAGCUCCGAAUGUUGAUGCAGAUGUCAAUGUGCCAGAUGCUGAUUUAAACCUUCCCAAAGCAGAUGUUGACAUCAGUGCUCCCAAAGGAAAGUUGAAAUUCCCUACAUUCAAAAAGUUUAACUUGUCUGGUCCAAAAGUCAAAUCUCCUGAUGUUGACAUUGCCGCUGAAGUACAUGGACCAGAUCUGAACCUAUCUGCACCUGGGGUUGGUACUCCUGAUGUUGAUGUGAGUCUACCAAAUGCUGGGGUUGAUUUAGAUGUUCCCACAGCAGACGUUGACAUCAGUGCUCCCAAAGGAAAGUUUAAAUUUCCAACACUCAAAAAGUUUAACCUGUCUGGUCCAAAAGUCAAAUCUCCUGAUAUUGACAUUGCUGCUGAUGUAAGUGGACCAGAUCUGAAUCUAUCUGCACCUGGAGUUGGUAGUCCUGAUACUGAUGUGAGUCUCCCAAAAGCUGGGGUUGAUGUAGACAUUCCCACAGCAGACGUUGACAUCAGUGCUCCCAAAGGAAAGCUGAAAUUCCCAGCACUCAGAAAGUCCAACCUAUCUAGUCCAAAAGUCAAAUCUCCUGAAGUUGACAUUGCUGCUGAUGUAAGUGGACCAGAUUUGAACCUAUCUGCACCUGAGGUUGGUACUCCUGAUACUGAUAUGAGUCUACCAAAACCUGGGGUUGAUGUAGAUGUUCCCACAGCAGAUGUUGAAAUCAGCGCUCCCAAAGGAAAGUUUAAAUUUCCAACACUCAAAAAGUUUAACCGGUCUGGUCCAAAAGUCAAAUCUCCUGAUGUUGACAUUGCUGCUGAUGUAAGUGGACCAGAUUUGAAACUAUCUUUACCUGAGGUUGGUACUCCUGAUAUUGAUGUGAGUCUACCAAAUGUUGGGGUUGAUGUAGAUGUUCCAGGCAUCAACACUGAAGUUGAGAGCUCCAAGCAUAGGGUAAAAUGGCCAUUCUGGCGAAAAUCUACUGAAUCAAACGAUGCAGAUAUAAGCAUUAAAGCACCAGAAGUAAAUGGUACCACUGGAGAAAUUAAACUCCCUGAAAAUAUACCAUUGUUCAAGCCUCACCCCCUACCUGAGAUGAAAAUAGAGAGAAUCUUACCAAUACUCACUGGAGGGGUUGACCUCAGUACUGACCCUACAAAAACAACUACUGACACGGUUGUCUCAGUCUCGUCAGUCAAGACCUGUCUUAAUGCUUCUCCUCCAUCUGCUGGGGUCAAUGGACAAACAGCUCCUGUAGAGAUCCAGGAAAGGCUUCGGUUGUCUAAUUCACGUACUACAAGCCCAGAUUUCUGCAUAUCUUCAGAACCAGGCAGCCCUACAGAAGUGAAUAGAGGAACAUAUAAAGUCACAGAGCCUGAUGCUGCAAAGGACUACCAAGUAACUGAUACAACUAGCAACGAAGAUGACGCCAAGAUUACCCUCAGCUUGAACAACAUGCUUGGUUUGUAAACUAAACUUUAAAUAAAACCAGGAGUCUUGUUAGUGUUGUUCCACACCCACUGCAUAUAGUUAAUACAUAUGUAAAACAAUACAUACUUUUAAAAUGGGUAGAGUAUUGACAGAGAAGCAUUAUAUAAUUUGACAUAUGACAUAAUUUUUAUAUUCAGCUAUAUACAUAAUUGUAUAAAGUCCUCUUUAAAUGUGCAACGAUUGUAUCUCCUCAAAACAUGAAGGAAAAUAUUAUGAAUCUGUAAUUCUAUUUUGUCAUUAUUUUAUGUAAUAAUAUCUAAUAUAUAGUCUCUUGUUUACACUUAUUUCCUGUCCAUAUAUAUUUAUGUCAGUAUUGCAAAUUGGAAAAAAUAAAAGAACAAUAACAUUUAAGUGCAAAAUUUACAUCAGUAAAAUAACUGUCUUUGUUUGUUCCAUUAAGCAUGUACCUAUAUCUGUUAGCACACAAAUGUCUCAAAAUUCCUUAAUAAAAUUUGAUAUGAACAUUGCAUGGACAAUUCAUUUUAACACUCAUAUUUUGAUUAUUUCAGACUGUUAUACUGCAUGCUUUAAAAUGUAAUUUUUUUGGGAGGGAGGGGGGUGCACAAUGCGGUU